Messenger RNA from Nerophis lumbriciformis (worm pipefish), 1715 nucleotides. RefSeq names its product BCL2 interacting protein like (gene bnipl). Gene Ontology annotation, biological process: apoptotic process. The record is from RefSeq and is a predicted model, not a curated record. NCBI's taxonomy places the organism in Eukaryota, Metazoa, Chordata, Actinopteri, Syngnathiformes, Syngnathidae. Gene Ontology annotation, cellular component: cytoplasm.
GUGUGUGUGUGUGUGUGUGUGUGUGUGUGUCUGACCUUUCUUGCACACUGUUGAUGUUGUGUGUGUGUGGUCACAGGUCAUCGCUUCAUGACAACAACAAUGACAUCGUCAACUUGGAGCUGCGACAAGAAGGUGACAACUUCCCCAGACCUCCUCCGGGGGAUUCUGGAAGACUUGACGAGGAAGACGUCGGUCCGCCAGGAGUCUCAGGUGGGGGCGGAGCCAAGAAACGUCUGGCAGCUCCGACUCUCAGCCUGACGCUGAGCCACGCCGACUCUCACGAGCAAAGUCACGACAGCGUCUCGGUCGCGGCGCUCUCGUCCACGCUGUCGCUCGACAUCAACCUGGAGGCGCUGGAGACGCCGUCCGACAGCGAGGCGGAGCCUGACGGCGCGCACAACCUGGACUGGGAGGACGAGUUCCCUCGGACGAAGAGGGAGGGGGCGAGGGGCGCGGCCUGGAGCCAGGGGGAGCCGAGCGGGACGGGCCUGAUGGACCUGGACCAGGUGGACGGCGAAGGGCGCCGCUGGAGGAAGUUCUGCCCGUCCGGCCAGGAAUACAACGUCAACAUGAGCGUCCUGGAGCCGUACCUCCAGGUGCUGUCACACGGAGGUUACUAUGGAGACGGGAUGAACGCCAUCAUCCUCUUCACGUCGUGCUACCUUCCAGAAAACACGGUUGACGACUACGACUACGUGAUGGAGCACCUGUUCAGGUACAUGGUGGGCACCUUGGACCUGAUGGUGUCCGAGAACUACGUGCUGGUCUUCCUGUGCGCGAUGGCGCCCAGAAACAAGUUCCCGUCCAUCCGAUGGCUGCGCCAGUGCUACACCUCCAUCGACAGAAGGUUGAAGAAGGACCUCAAAGGGCUACUGGUGGUGCAUCCCAGCUGGUACUUCAAAGUCCUGCUCACUGUGGUCAAGCCUUUCAUCAGUGACAAGUUCAGCAAGAAGAUUCGUUUCAUCCAAAAUCUUGACCAGCUCUCCCACGUCAUCCCCACAGACCGACUGAUGAUCCCGGACGCCAUCGCUCAGUUUGACCAGCAGUUAAACAGAUGACGAGAGUCACGCCCACGGCCUGGACACUUCCUAGAGACCAGUGAUUCCACAGUGACAGGACGUGACCGGUUUGGGGGGGAGUGCAGAAAGAAACAAUAGGCCCGUUUUUUUUCCACCAAAAGUUGCUGGAUUUUUAAGUUCCUGGAACUUUAGGUUCCAGGGACCAAAUGUCCCGGAAACAAAUAUUCCAGGGAAUAGGUUCCACUGACUAAAGGUUUCAGGGACUAAAGGUUCCUGGAACUUUAGGUUCCAGUGACUAAAGGUUUCAGGGACUAAAGUUUCUUAGAACUUUAGGUUCCAGUGACUAAAGGUUUCAGGGACUAAAGGUUCCUGGAACUUUAGGUUCCAGUGACUAAAGGUUUCAGGGACUAAAGGUUCCUGGAACUUUAGGUUCCAGUGACUAAAGGUUUCAGGGACUAAAGUUUCCUGGUACUUUAGGUUCCAGUGACUAAAGGUUUCAGGUACUAAAGGUUCCUGAAACUUUAGGUUCCAGGGACCAAAGGUUCCAGGGACCUAAGGUUCCAGUGACUAAAGGUUCCAGGGACUAAAGAUUUCAGGAACUUUAGGUUUCAGAGAAUAGGUUCCAGGGACCACGGGUUCCGGGGACCACAGGUUCCAGGGACUAAAGGUUCCAGGGACUAAACAUUCCAUGGACAU